Molecule: messenger RNA, 1646 nt
Organism: Suncus etruscus (white-toothed pygmy shrew)
Lineage: Eukaryota; Metazoa; Chordata; Mammalia; Eulipotyphla; Soricidae
Gene: SYT13
Product: synaptotagmin 13
Exons: 6
Coding region: 82-1356 (424 amino acids)
Biological process (GO): regulation of dopamine secretion; calcium-ion regulated exocytosis; regulation of calcium ion-dependent exocytosis
Molecular function (GO): syntaxin binding; phosphatidylserine binding; calcium ion binding
Source: RefSeq, a predicted model, not a curated record
GCGGGCCCGCUCGCUGACAGCUGCGGGCGCGCCUGGUUCCCGGUCCCGGGGUGCGGGAGCUGGCGGCGGGGAGCGGCCACCAUGGUGCUCUCGGUGCCAGUGAUCGCGCUGGGCGCCACCCUGGGCACGGCCACCAGCAUCCUCGCGCUCUGCGGGGUCACCUGCCUGUGUCGGCACAUGCACCCCAAAAAGGGGCUGCUGCAGCGGGAGCGAGAGCCGGAUCCCGAGAAGGCCGGUGUGCUCCGGUCAGCCCAACAGUUCAAUGUGAAAAAGUCCACCGAGCCUGUGCAACCCCGUACCCUCCUCCAGUUCCCGGAUGUCUAUGGUCCCAGACCAGCCGUGACUGCCCCAGAAGUGAUCAACUAUGCAGACUAUGCACUGCGGACCACAGAGGAGCCUGCAGCACCCACCAGUCCCCCAGCCCCUUGUGACAGUCGUCUUAAGAGGCAGGUCACAGAGGAGCUGUUCAUUCUUCCUCAGAACGGUGUGGUGGAGGAUGUCUGUGUCAUGGAGACCUGGAAUCCAGAGAAGGCUGCCAGCUGGAACCAGGCCCCCAAACUCCAGUACUGCCUGGACUAUGACCAGCAGAAGGCAGAACUGUUUGUCACUCGCCUGGAAGCUGUGACCAGUGACCAUGAGGGCGGCUGUGACUGCUAUGUUCAGGGCAGUGUGACCAACAGGACAGGCUCUGUGGAGGCCCAGACAGGACUAAAGAAGCGGCAGCUGCGCACCGUGUGGGAGGAAGGCCUGGUGCUCCCCCUGGCUGAGGAGGAUCUGCCCUCAGCAAUCCUGACGCUGACCCUGCGCACCUGUGACCGCUUCUCCCGACACAGUGUGGUCGGGGAGCUGCGCCUGGGCCUGGACGGGGCCUCCGUGCCCCUACGCACCCCACAAUGGGGCGAGCUGAAGACUUCGGGAAAGGAACCAUCUACAGGAACCGGAGAGGUCUUGCUGUCCAUCAGCUACCUCCCAGCUGCCAAUCGCCUGCUGGUCGUGUUGAUUAAAGCCAAGAACCUUCACGCCAACCAGUCCAAGGAGCUCCUAGGAAAGGAUGUCUCUGUCAAGGUCACCUUAAAGCACCAAGCUCAGAAGCUGAAGAAGAAGCAGACAAAACGGGCCAAGCACAAGAUCAACCCCGUGUGGAACGAGAUGAUCAUGUUCGAGCUGCCAGACGACCUGCUACGGGCUUCCAGUGUGGAGCUGGAAGUGCUGAGCCAGGAAGAGUCAGGGCAGAGCUGCUCCCUGGGCAGCUGCAGCCUGGGUCUGCACACCUCGGGCUCCGAACGCAGCCACUGGGAGGAGAUGCUCAAGAACCCACGGAGGCAGAUCGCCAUGUGGCACCAGCUGCACCAGUAACCAUGCCAGUGGAGGAGCGCCCCCUGGCAGUCAGCCUGGGUAUCUUCUGCGACCUCGUAUCCAUCUUCAUUCAGAACACAGACUUGGCAGAAGCCAGCCCCUUGUUUCUCUCUUAUCCCAGGAUAGGGAAAUGCAAAAAAGUGGGACGCACGGGGUCUCGGUCCCAGGGAGUAACACCAUAUGCUCCUCUAAAUUCUUUAAAGUGACAGAAUCAACCAACCCAGCAUGGUGCCAGGGUCUCCAGAUGGAUGCAGAGGAUGUGGAGGAAUGAGUGAUGUUAGAACAGAAAA